Molecule: messenger RNA, 1276 nt
Organism: Lingula anatina
Lineage: Eukaryota; Metazoa; Brachiopoda; Lingulata; Lingulida; Lingulidae
Product: negative elongation factor E-like
Biological process (GO): negative regulation of transcription elongation by RNA polymerase II
Cellular component (GO): NELF complex
Molecular function (GO): RNA binding
Source: RefSeq, a predicted model, not a curated record
UGAAAUAAACAUGGUGCACGUAAACAUUCCUGCGGCACUUACUGAGGAGGAAGAAUUACUGCAGAAGAAAUAUGCUAAGUUGAGGAGGAAGAAAAAGGUAUUGCAGGCUCUAAAAGCACCAAAGGCAGAGGCACCAGUCCCUCAGGCAGAAUCUCUCAAAAGAAAACAAUCUGAAGCAUCAGCAGUAGAUGCCAAAGAGCAAGCUAAAAAACUUCUGAAAUCUGGAGCUAUUAAACUAGGACCAGGAUACAAAGAUAAACAUAGCUUCAAGAAGUCUAGGAAUUUGGAAAAGAAGUUAAAGGAUCCUGAAAAACUCAGUUUAUCUUACAAUUUCCAACCAUUUUCUCCCACUCCGCCAGAAGAGCCAGAGCCUUCCAAGCCCAAAGUGAAAGGCCUGUAUGAAAGUUUUGUGAGUUCGUCAGAUAAAGAACAUGGAAGGCAUGACAGAGAAUCUAGAAGGGACCGAGGAGAUCGUCCAGAGAGAGACAGGGACCGUGAAUAUCCUAAGAAAGGCAACACUAUUUAUGUGUAUGGCCAGGGAAUCACUGAGGAGAUGCUGAAGAAAGCUUUUGCAAACUUUGGCACAGUGGUCAAUAUUAACAUGGAAGUUGAAAAGAAUUGUGGUUUUGUGACAUUUGAGAAGAUGGAGUCUGCAGAGGAGGCCAUCACUCAUAUGAACAACACCAUGGUGCAGCAGAUCCAGCUCAGAGUGUCCCUGGCCAGACGACAACCCACUUUUGAACAAAUUGCUGACCCGAGUAACGCCACAUGGACGACAAUAGCUGCCAACAAUUCCCAGAAAGGAUUUCAUAAAGAUAAAAGACAAUUGGUUUCUUAUGACCCAGAAGAGGAUAUUUUUUAAUAAGGAUAAAUUAUUUUAUAUUUGCAAAAAAAAAAAAAAAAAAAAAAAAAAAAAAAACAAGAAAAUUUAGAAGCAGCAAGAGAAUUUGCCACACUUUGGUUGCAGCUUUACUGAAAAAUCUGUAAGGCAACAAGAACACAGAUAUUUGACUGUCAGAUAUUGAUGUUAAAAAGGGUGAAUUCUUAUGACAGAAGUAAGGUUCGUCAGGCUCACGUUUCCAUGACAACAGCAAACUUCUCUUACCAAGUACACACAGAUCAUCUUUUUUCCAGUAAAAAAACUUUGGAAUAGAAAAUAUUACAUUUGCAGUGAGAAGAAGUGACUCUUCUUACCUACGUACUUUAUUAUUUGGCUCAUUAUACAAGUCCAAGCAUGGAUUCAUUUUGGGAAAAGGUCUGUUUGAAGUUAUUGAAA